Ceraceosorus guamensis is the source of this 1710-nucleotide messenger RNA. RefSeq names its product ARM repeat-containing protein. The record is from RefSeq and is a predicted model, not a curated record. Gene Ontology annotation, biological process: peptidyl-hypusine biosynthetic process. Gene Ontology annotation, molecular function: deoxyhypusine monooxygenase activity. Bases 111 to 1220 code for a protein of 369 amino acids. The transcript has 4 exons. Lineage: Eukaryota; Fungi; Basidiomycota; Exobasidiomycetes; Ceraceosorales; Ceraceosoraceae.
CGUACACUCGACACUCGACUCCCCCUCACGCACACACACGCACCAUCACUCAUCCGAUCGCAUUCCGUCGCGAUCACAUUCCCUUCGCACACUCACAAGCGAAAGAGACCAUGAAAGGCGCGCCUUCCAUCUCUUCUCUGCGGAGCACCCUGCUCAACUCAUCCUCCACCAACCCGCUAGACGCGCGUUUUCGCGCUCUAUUCACUCUCAAAGGUCUCGCCUGCUCCUCCUCCAUCUCCACCUCCGACAAGAGCUCCAUCCUGGAAGCUAUCGGUGCAGCAUUCUCCGACGAUAGUGCGCUGCUCAAGCACGAAGUGGCGUAUGUGCUGGGUCAGAUUCAAGAUGAGCAGGCCAUCGCCGUGCUGAUCAGCGUGCUGCAGCAGCAGGAGGAACAUGCCAUGGUCAGACACGAAGCGGCAGAAGCGCUUGGCGCCAUCGGACAUCCCAAAGCUUUGCCUGUUCUCAGGACUUAUCUGCAAGACGGAGAUGUGAGCGUGAGGGAGACGUGCGAUUUGGCUAUUCGCAAGAUCGAGUGGGAUCAGUCGGUGGAGGGGAGGGAAGAUGCGAAGAAGAGGGCCAAGGAGGGCAAGACUGCAUCUUUCGCGCCCAUCGACCCCGCUCCCGCCCUGUCCUCCUCCCAGUCCCUCUCAGCAACAAUCUCCGCUUCCCGCGCCGUCUUGACCGACUCUCAAGCUCAGCUUUUUCAACGCUACAGGGCCAUGUUCGCCCUGCGAGACGCUGUGCACGCAUCGAGAAAGGAAGCGGAUGAAAAGGGUCUUUCGAGAGAGGAGAGAGCCACGCACGAGGAGCUUGCAAAGAAGGCAAUCUUGGCGCUGGCUGAUGGAUUGGAGGAUCAGAGCGCCUUGUUCAGACACGAAAUCUGCUUCGUCUUUGGCGAAUUGGCUCACCCAGCAAGCGUGCCCAGCAUGCUUCGCGUGCUCUCCGAUACCUCGGAGCACGAAAUGGUGCGACACGAAGCUGCAGAGGCGUUGGGCGCUGUGGCCGAAGAUGCAUCGGAAGAGGGAGAGGGAGGAGAUGAUGAGGAGGAGGGAGAAGCUGCUGCUGCUGCUGGGAAGUGUUUGAAGAGCGUGCUUGGCGAAUUGCGUAGAUGGGCAGAGGAUGAGGAGGCGCCUAGAGUGGUCAGGGAGAGCUGUGUGGUCGCGCUGGAUGAGCUCAAGUAUAACAACGAUCCGACUCAAUUUCAACGGGUGGAGGCAUAAGAGAGCGUGCCGACGAGCCACAUGCCUGCCCCUCCGUCAUCUGCCGUUCCCGUCGUAUAGAUUGCGUCACGUCACUCCGCUACUCGCCCUCAUGAGCGCGCUCUGCUUCCUUUGCCCUCGUCACCCAACCGCAGUCCCGCUCGCAGCUAUCAAAGGCAGGAAAUCAUAUUUUUCGAUCUUGCGCUCUACUGUGCGCGCCCCACGGCAGACAUCUAUGAUUGCGGUCUCGCUGUCGAGUGGUGGUGCAGCUACGCAAGUUCAGAUCUCCUUUUCCUUCUUGGCAGCAUCAUCGCCAGCACUAGCAGCGGCCUUUUCUGCCCACCCCCAAUUGGCCUUUUGGUUGACAUCCCCCCUCUCUUGUUCCGAGAGCGUUCUGAGCACUUUUGCCGGGCUUCCCAGUGCGAUGGACCAAUCGGGAAUGGAUUUGGUCACUGUGCUUCCUGCGCCUAUGGUGCAGCCUCGGCCGAUGGUGACGCCCGCCAUGAUCGUC